AGUCACCGCGCAUGCGCAGAAGAGGGUACCAAAAAAAAAAGAAGGGCCAUAAUUCAUCCCGGGGAAGGAAGUCUUUUCUUUUUGCGAGACUCAAGCAGAAGAAGGAUCUAUUCGGCGGCAAGAGGAAAGGCUGCGUCAGGACUUUUCUAAUAUCUAAUAUCAUUCAAGCCUUGCAUUGCCUCUAAGGAAGACAUGGAUCACCUCUCUCCAUUCAGCAAUUUCACAGAUGACCCCUUUGAUAAGCCGCCCUGCCGAGGCUGCUCCUCGUACCUCGUGGAACCGUAUGUCAAAUGUGCCGAAUGUGGGCCGCCUCCGUUCUUCCUAUGUUUGCAGUGCUUCACAAGAGGAUUUGAGUACAAGAAGCACCAGAGCAACCACACCUAUGAAAUAAUGACCUCCAACUUCCCAGUCCUUGAUCCGACCUGGACGGCGCAAGAAGAAAUGGCCCUUCUGGAAGCCGUCAUGGAUUGUGGCUUCGGAAACUGGCAAGACGUAGCCAACCAGAUGAGCACCAAGACGAAAGAGGACUGUGAAAAACACUACAUGAAGCACUUCAUCAACAACCCCCUCUUUGCCUCCUCUUUACUGAACCUGAAACAGGCCGAAGAGAAUCCCCAGGCCGAGACAGCCAUCCCCUUUCUCUCUUCUGAAGACCCCCCACGGCCCACCUUUGAUUCCUUGCUCUCCAGAGAUAUGGCUGGAUACAUGCCAGCAAGGGCGGACUUCAUUGAGGAAUUUGACAAUUACGCCGAAUGGGAUCUAAGGGAUAUAGAUUUUGUGGAGGAUGACUCUGACCUUUUGCACGCUUUGAAGAUUGCAGUGGUCGAUAUAUACCACUCGAGGUUAAAGGAAAGGCAGCGGAGGAAAAAAAUUAUCAGAGACCACGGGCUCAUCAACCUUCGAAAAUUCCAGAUUCUGGAAAGGAGAUACCCAAAGGAGGUUCAAGAUCUUUAUGAGACCAUGCGGCGCUUUGCAAGGAUCCUGGGCCCGACGGAGCACGACAAAUUCAUAGAAAGCCACGCAUUGGAGUUUGAGCUGCGAAAGGAGAUCAAGAGACUCCAGGAAUACAGGACGGCCGGAAUCACCGACUUCUGCAGUGCGAGGACGUACGACCGGCUCAAGAAAACACGGGAGGAAGAGCGGCUGAAGCGCACCAUGCUUUCCGAGGUCCUCCAGUACAUCCAGGACAGCAGCGCCUGCCAGCAGUGGCUCAGCCGGCAAGCCGAUCUUGAUUCCGGGUUGAGUCCUUCCAUUCCCGUUUCGUCCAAUUCAGGCAGGAGAAGCGCCCCGCCAUUGAACCUCACUGGUCUCCCUGGGACAGAAAAACUGAACGAGAAAGAGAAAGAGCUCUGCCAGAUUGUUCGGCUGGUCCCUGGGGCUUACUUAGAGUACAAGGCGGCCUUGGUGAACGAGUGCCACAAACAGGGAGGCCUCCGCCUGGCCCAGGCCCGGGCCCUCAUCAAGAUCGACGUCAACAAAACCAGAAAGAUCUACGACUUCCUCCUCCGGGAAGGAUGCAUCACCAAGGCCUAACCUUGGACAACAAGGACCUUGACUCUCUUUUGGGACCGAGAUCUUGGACAAUUGCAAAGGACUGUCCUCGUACCGUUUUCUUCUCCUCUGUAACGUCGGCACGAUGCGGCUGCUAUGAACUUUGUAUAACAUGUGAUUAAAAAUCUGAAUGGGCA
Molecule: messenger RNA, 1688 nt
Organism: Anolis carolinensis (green anole)
Lineage: Eukaryota; Metazoa; Chordata; Lepidosauria; Squamata; Anolidae
Gene: tada2a
Product: transcriptional adaptor 2A
Exons: 16
Coding region: 193-1533 (446 amino acids)
Biological process (GO): chromatin remodeling; regulation of transcription by RNA polymerase II
Cellular component (GO): nucleus; SAGA-type complex
Molecular function (GO): chromatin binding; protein binding; transcription coactivator activity
Source: RefSeq, a predicted model, not a curated record